Molecule: messenger RNA, 993 nt
Organism: Rotaria socialis
Lineage: Eukaryota; Metazoa; Rotifera; Eurotatoria; Philodinida; Philodinidae
Source: the annotation of a GenBank genome assembly
AUGAAAUUAAUUGGAAUAAUAAAAAAUAUUUCUCGUAACAUAAAAUAUUAUCGUGUUAAAAAAGAAGAUGAAGAAGAUUCAAUAAAUCUUGUUGAUUCAUCAAAUGAAAAUGAAAAUGAUCGUGAUAAUGAAAAAUUUCGAUUAAUAAUCCGAUUAAUUCGUCGAAUAUCAUUAUGUUUUAUAAUUCGAUGUGUUUUAUUCAUUCCUUUGGUUAUUUAUUUUUUAAUAGUAUUAACUCCAAUUAAAAAUCUUCAAUCAUUUAUUCCAAUUGAAAUAAAGCAAACGAAAAAUUUUCUUAUUGUUGUUGCUCAUCCAGAUGAUGAAUGUUUAUUUUUUAGUCCAACAAUACUUCGAUUAAUAUCGGAUCAAAAAUUAGGUCAUAUACUUGUUUUAUCAACUGGAAAUAGUAAUGGUUUAGGACCAAUUAGAGAAAAAGAAUUAAAAUUAAGUUGUCAGCAACUGGGUAUUGAUUUAACUCGAUGUUUAUCUUUAAAUUUAACUGAUUUACAAGAUAAUCCAAAACAUUGGUGGCCACAAAGAAAUAUAUCUGAAAUAGUAGAAAAAUAUAUAAAACAAUUUCAAAUUGAUUUAUUAAUAACAUUUGAUAAAAGUGGUAUAUCUGGUCAUAUUAAUCAUAAAUCAAUUGCUCUCGGAAUUAAAUAUUAUAUUGAUAACACUGAUCAAACUCCGCUUACAUAUGAAGUUUCUACAGCUUCACUUUUAUUUAAAUUUUCUUCGUUAUUUGAUAUAUUGCGGACGACAAUUAAAUUUUUACCUCGAUUGUUUCGAAGUUUAUUUUCAACGCUAUUUCCAUUUAUAAUAUCUCAACCAAAUGAUAAACAUGUUUUAUUUGUAAGUUCACCAUAUGGAUAUUAUAAAGGAUUAAAAGCUUUUCAUGCACAUCGUUCACAAGUGCUUUGGUUCAGACAUCUUUAUACAACAUUUAGUCGAUAUAUGUUUAUGAAUGAUUUGAAUAAAAUUUCAUUGAAUUAA